GUUCGCUUCGGUAGUGCCUCUGUAGUGCUGUAAGACGCUGCCACGACACCCAAGUUUACUUGCUGACAGGGCACAUCUACGAUGUUUGACGCCAGCGAGCGGGACCAGACUCAUGGUGGAUAUGACAAGUUCAAAACAAGCAGCGAGCCACAGCGGACCGAGAUGCUGCUGAGGCUGAGGAGCGCGGGCUCGCCGGUUGGAGGCGACAUGGACCCCCUGCUGCAUCUGGACUGGAACGACGCAGCGUUCCAUGAGGCCGCAACAGGAGGCCCUUUCGAGGAUGCCGUCGGACAGUCGGACGCGCGCACCGUGGACUCUGUCGAGCAGGUGCUGGCUGCCCACGGCGGCGUCAGGAUCAGCCGCGGCCUUUUCAAGUUUGAGACGGGGAAUGCGCUGCACCUGGCCCUGGCGCGCACGCGCGACCAGCUUCCCUGGCUGCGCCGCGGCCACCAGGCGCACGCCAGCUCUGGAGACGUGGCCAGCAGCUGCAUAUACGUGAAUGUGGUGCACGGCAAGUUUGCCUUCGAGCACCUGCCGUAUUUCUCGAUGACCUGAUGACCUGAAUGAUUACCGUACGUGUUUGAUGGGCGUUACCGAUCGAGCCAUGUGCGUGUCCAAGCAACAUAUAUACAGCUGACCUUCGAUCAGUGCCGUACGUAAUGUUGGGUGUGAGUUAUUCAGGGCAGAGGUUGUGGACAGCAUGCAUGGCGCAAUGCACUGUGUGGGACCAUGCUUGGCAUGGGAUGCAUGGGUGUAGAUGUGCAGCCCAUAUGGGUAUGAUAUGAACGCGUGUGCGCCCCAGCGUGUGCACUACUGUCGUACUGUGUGUCAUUUCAAAGGCGGGACGUGUUUCAAGGGGGCUAAUCACUUCGUUGCUGUUAUGGAAGCGUGUCCUUUGUCCAUCCGAUUCGGCAU
Chlamydomonas reinhardtii is the source of this 915-nucleotide messenger RNA. RefSeq lists its product as uncharacterized. The transcript is spliced from 2 exons. Bases 163 to 555 code for a protein of 130 amino acids. Lineage: Eukaryota; Viridiplantae; Chlorophyta; Chlorophyceae; Chlamydomonadales; Chlamydomonadaceae. The record is from RefSeq and is a predicted model, not a curated record.